AUUCCGCCCCUUUAUAAAAUCCCCACCACUCUCCUUCAACAACCAAGGAGGAGCAGCCGCCUCCAUUAACAUCACUACCACCAACUGGAAACACACACAAAUCGAUCAAUCAUGCUGCUGAGGAGCGCGUCGUCCCCAAUUUUGAAUUCAUGGCUUCCCAGCAAUUCAACAACCGGAUCCGGGUCCGGAUCCUCGCCGGAGCCGGAAUCCCUGCCACAGCUUACGAGGACACGGUCCUUCUCCAUGUCCAUGUCCUCCGAGGAAGGGAUCGGCCGGGUCACGCCAACCCGGUUCGAGUCUGAUCUCAAGGAUCCGGCGAAGCGCACGCCGCGGGUGCCGAAGCUGGCGCGGGUCCAGGAGCGGAGGGAGAGGCAUGAGGUCGGGCCCAGCGCCAUGUCCACGGUGGGGUAUCUGGAGAGUCAGAGGAAGCCGCAGUCGCUAGUGGUUGGCGGCGGCGUUGGGGGAUGCGGCGGCGGGGGAGUGUGCGGCGGAGGUAGGGGUUCGGAUGAGGGGUCGGGUCCCGGCCGGGAGAGCACAGACGUUUACUAUGAGAUGAUGAUUCAAGCUAAUCCUGGCAAUGCUCUUCUCCUCGCCAAUUAUGCUCGAUUUCUUAAGGAGGUUAGGGGAGAUUUGGUGAAGGCAGAGGAGUAUUGUGGAAGGGCGAUUUUGGCUAAUCCGAGUGAUGGUAAUGUGCUAUCGCUCUACGCGGAUUUAAUAUGGCAGACGCAAAGAGACGCUGUUCGAGCCGAGGCCUAUUUUGAUCAAGCUGUCAAAACUGACCCCAAUGAUUGCUAUGUUCUCGCUUCAUAUGCUCGAUUCUUAUGGGAUGCUGAGGAUGACGAAGAGGAAGAAGAAGAGGAGGAGGAAGCAGUAAACGAUAUGUACGAGAAAAGAAGCAAUCUUCCGUCCAACUUCUUACAAGAGGGAGCUUACUGGCCUCCUAUCACAGCAGCUUCUUAGUAAUAUAGCGACACAACAUCGAAAUAUAGUAGUCAUCAAGUGCCAAGGAGAAAAUUGUGUAACAUUCUUGAAUCUUGAUGAAAUUUUGCUUCUUGGUAUGUUUUCUUGCUCUGUUGUACUGUACAUAUUAAAGAAUAGCAAGAUUCUGACUGUAACAUCUCUCUGUAUGAACAAUGUUCAGGUAUCCAUGUUUCUAAUAUAAGUGGUUUAGCUCCCUUUAAUUUCA
Molecule: messenger RNA, 1186 nt
Organism: Salvia splendens (bonfire salvia)
Lineage: Eukaryota; Viridiplantae; Streptophyta; Magnoliopsida; Lamiales; Lamiaceae
Exons: 3
Coding region: 112-960 (282 amino acids)
Molecular function (GO): protein binding
Source: RefSeq, a predicted model, not a curated record